AUAUUAUAUAAAUGUAUGUAUAUAUUUAGAUAUAUAAAUUUUCUAGUGGAGAUAGUGAAAAUGUGUUGUGUGUUGAUAGUGACAAUUUGUUGGCGCUUUGCAUCAUUUAAGCUACUUAAUGACAACAAAUUGAUGAUAAAUUAAGAGCAAAAUAUUUUAAAAAGUCUAGGAAAGGGUAACGUAGAACAAAAAAAGUAUUUGAACUUUGACAAUCUACAUCCAAUCUAAGAGAGCGGCUCAAAAAAGUAUAUACUUAAUGAAAAAUUACGCAGAAAUUAAUUAAUAAUUCCUGAUUGAUGUGUCAGGAAAAGGAAUAUACAAAUACUCUCAUAAACAAUGUAAUGACGAUUUUUAUAAACAUGGCCACCUUAUCAAUAGCGGAUACACAAUUGCUAAAGAUUAAUAAAGAUCUAAUGGUAUGCCAUAAUCAUCAGCAACAACAACGACAGCAGCGGUGCAAAAUUCCUCCUCAGACUUCCCACCCUCAUCAAGACCAACGAAAACAACGUUCUGAACGUGCUUCAAGCCUGGCUUUACCACCCGACUCGCUAUUGGAUUUUUAUGAUUAUCAGCAAAAGCAGUGCAGUUCGGUGGCUCUUUUGCCCGUCAAUGCGAAUGGGGGAGUUACACGACGUCAUUCAUCGCAUUGUUAUCCCACGUUGGAGGAUGCAAGUCAACAAAAACCACUUUUAAAACAGCAUGAAACUUUUAGCAGUAUCUCAAGAGCCAAGGCACCGACAGACGUGGCUGAUGUUAAGGGCCUACACAGAAAACAGUCGUCAGCAACUGUUCCUAGUAAACCGGGAAAUAUAAUAUCAAUAAAUAAUCAGGUGAGUCUUUUAAACUGGAAAUGUCAGCACGCCGACAAUAUAAAAAACUCAACAAAAUCAGCAAUAAUAGCCGACAUUUGUGUGACAGGCAAAAUACAAAAGCCAAGUUUAUCGCUACCACCACCUCCAGUACCCAAGCGUACAUUUCACGGAAAGUUUACUCUCAAUAACCUAAAAAAUGUGGUGACGACAUCCGCAGAAUUAACUUCCGCGACCACAAAGCAAAUAUUAGCUGAACGUAAACAACAACCGACAAUCGGAAUGAGUUUCUCUUAUUCCCAACAGCAACCACUUCAAAUUCAAGCGCAACUUUCACCACAAACCCAAGAUUCGCAAAAGAUGCAUGUGAAACCUUUAUCUGAUAAUGAUUUUUGCGCAACUUAUACUUCGAACGAUGGACAAAUAAGUAAAGAUCAGAUGCGUGUCGCACCGAUUUCGCUAUUGCCACGAUUAAGUUCCCGCACUCUACUAACGGCCGCGAUUGCUGCAAACGAUGCUGGAGCCAUAUCAGAUGAUGAUCGUAUGAGCUUGGAAAAUUCAGUCUUUGAAGAAUCUCUUAACACAACACCAGUUAGGUUCACCAGCGGCAAACUAUGCAGUAGUACUGUGGCAAUAAAAAGCUUUUCGGCCAUUAGCGGGAGUGCAGAAUUUAAUUUUAUCUCAAAGCGUUCAAAUCUGUCUUCUUCUAGUACGAUAGACUCCUCUGGCUAUAUGUCUCAUAAUGAACGUCUAACUUCCACUUCUACCAAUCCGGAUUUUCGUAGUAGAUUUUCCUCGGUAGAUACUCAGUCUUCUUUUGACAGUUCUGCGCCGGAAAAACUAUCGGUAGAUCUAUCUUUAAAUACAAAUGGUAGCGGUCAUCAGCAAGAUGACGAUAACAACUACAGCAAUUCAACAAUCUAUAACAAGACCAGAACCAUUAACCAAUCACCUGCGGUACCAUUACGCAAGCAAUUUAAUGACGGACAAAAAAAAAUUACAAACUUUGACAAAACGGUCUUAAGUAAUGCUAUUGCUAAUGCUGAAGGUAAGAGUGUAAUGACGGUAUCCAAUUCAGCUUCCACCUCUUCAACUACUUCGGCUGGUUCAUCCAUAUCCACCGAUUCAUCUAACUCUAUGUCUGUUUCCGGUGCAGGGAAUUCACCAUUAAUUUCUCUGCCACAAUCGGAAAUAAGCAAACGUGCUAUACCCCCAGUACCGCCAGUAAGAAUCUCAAACCAAACUCUUCAGUUGAUGGAUUCUACUGAAAAUAGAGCAACAAAUCCUGUAUCGCUUACCACCCGCAAUAAAUUAAUGACGAACCUGCAACGUACCCAUAAUUCGAAUGUACGCAGUGAAUUAUUCGUUUGUAGUUUCAAAAAUCGCGAUAAGAAUCUGAAAAAUUCAUCUCUUUUACAAAAUGCACUCAGUUACGAAAGAUCCACUUUUGGAAUGGAUGCAAAUGCCUCUCGUAGCUCAGCGAAAACUACAACUGACAGUAGCUCACAAACGCCGCCCAAGCCAAAACAUAAUUGCAGACAAGAUUCAACUAUAUCAAGUGAUAGUUUUAGUCAAACUUCAAAUCCCAGCUAUAAUACAAAGUUACUGGAAGCUCCUUUGCUACCGACUACAUCCAUGAAACAGUUAUGCUCAGUCUCCAAUGCCAUCAGCGUAAAGCAAAAAUUUCAAAACGAAACUAUCGAUGAAAUGCUAGAUAGUGUACCCUUAUCUCCUCUAACCAAAUGCGUUUCAACACCGGCUAGUUUACAAACAAUAGUACGUUUUCAGAAUGGUUCUCCAAAUACAAUGUCGUUGCCGCAUCAGGUCAUUAAUCAUCGUAAAAGCUCAAAUCCUUACAUUACCAACGGUCGCUUAAAAUUUCGUUUAUUCCAAAUAUUAAUAAAUGCUCUAGCUUUAUUGGUCAUAGCAGGGGGCUUUGCAGCCUAUUUUAAUGCUUAUCCUACCAUCAAGUUCAUCAAUAAAACAAUUAUUAAUACUGUUCAUGUUGAGGAUUCAUUGAAGUAUGGUAAAAAUCCUGCUCCUGGUACCUGCUUACCUAUUAUAGUAAAAUUCUGCAAAGGACCUCAUAUCCCAUAUAAUUUUACAGUAUUUCCAAACUAUAUUGGGCAUUUUGGACAGUUGGAAACGCAAGUGGAUUUGGAUGCUUACGAAGCUUUAGUCGAAGUUCAUUGUUAUGAAUUGGUAUCUUUGUUCCUAUGCACUUUAUUCGUGCCGAAAUGUGGUGCCUCGGGGUCAACAGUGGCUCCCUGCAAGUCCCUCUGCACUGAAACUAUGAGACGUUGCGGUUUUUUCUUUGACGUUUUCGGAUUAAGUCUUCCUGAGUACCUAAAUUGCAAACUAUUUAAAGACUUCGAAAGCCCCGAAGAUUGCGUAGGUUUCGAACAAGUCCGCGAAAUUAUGAUAGCUUAUGCUAACCCAAAAUGCGAAGGGUUCCAAUGCGAUCACAAUCGUUGCAUACCUGAUGAUUAUGUGUGUGAUGGACAUUUGGACUGUAUGGAUCAGAUGGAUGAAGCCAAUUGUGAGAAAUGCUCUCACGAUGAAAUCCAUUGCGGGCGCGAAAAAUGUAUAAGUUCUAAACAUAUAUGUGAUGGUAUAGUGGACUGUCCCUAUGGUCAAGACGAAAGAAAUUGUAUACGCUUAAGCGAACGCAAUGGUGAUUUUGGUAAAGGCGUAUUAGAAGUCUAUCGCAUCAGUUCACACGAAUGGUCUCCGGCUUGUGUCAAAAAUUGGGAUCGUGCUAUUUCACCGAUGACAGUUUGCUCCAUGCUUGGUUACAAUUCUGUCAAUGCUACCAAUGUGAUCACUCAAAAGACGCAUAGGCCAUUGCUGACUUCAGUUAAUAUUUCGGAUAAUGUCUGGAAAAUGUAUGCGAAAAAAAGGUCAAACUUAAUUCAACAACUGUCGAGCUGUCAGCCAGAUGAAGAUUAUCCUAUAGCCGAACUGACUUGUUCCAACUAUGAAUGCGGGAAAAUCAGGAAAGUGAAAGACCACACUUCAACGCGUAUUGUUGGUGGUAUCCAAGUUAGUCCAGGUUCAUGGCCUUUUUUGGCUGCUAUUUUAGGCGGUCCUGAAAGAAUUUUUUAUUGUGCUGGUGUGCUGAUAUCAGAUCAAUGGAUUCUAACAGCUUCCCAUUGUAUUGGCAAUCACACAGUUAUCGAUUUAGACGAUUGGACUGUACAACUCGGCGUUACCCGCCGUAAUUCUUUUACUUAUUCCGGUCAAAAAGUUAAAGUUAAAGCCGUCAUUCCUCACCCUUUAUAUAAUGUAGGCGUGGCACAUGACAAUGACAUCGCCUUAUUUCAGCUUUCUACGCGUGUGGCUUUCCAUGAACAUUUACUGCCCGUUUGCUUACCGCCUACUAACAUGAAACAACUUAAAGCGGAAUCGUUGUGUAUGGUUAUCGGUUGGGGUAAACGUGAAGAUCGAAAAGACCCUAAAAUUACGUACGAACACAUAGUGAAUGAAGUACAAGUUCCCGUCAUCAGAAGACAACUAUGCGAAGAAUGGCUGGAAAAUUAUACCGUAUCGGAAGGAAUGAUCUGUGCUGGUUAUGAGGAUGGCGGCAAAGAUGCAUGCCAGGGUGACUCUGGCGGCCCUCUACUCUGUCCAUACCCGGGUGAAAAGGAUAAAUGGUUUGUAGGUGGCAUUGUCUCGUGGGGUAUAAAUUGUGCUAAUCCCAAAUUACCAGGUGUUUAUGCGAAUGUCGUAAAGUAUGUACCUUGGAUACUCGAGCAAAUACAAAAGCAUGCUAGGCCGCUAAAUGACGAAAAAACUUCAAAGCAUGACUUCCAUCGCGGAGGGCCACAUAUAGCAUUGAACAUGGCGACGACGCCUGGAAAUAUCAAAACAUUCCACAAAAUACAAAAUCAAAGUCCUAUGAAUGUCGAUUACUAUCACAGUGAGGAAAUGAGCAACAAAUAGAACGUAGAAAAUUAUCGCUAAAAAGGUUGUAUAUGCUAUUUGUUGCCAUUAUCACUUAUACAGUAUGUAACAAACAUAAUAACAACAGUAAAAUCAAAAAAUUUGUCAAGUUCUAGAAUUUAUUUGAAACUAUUGGAACUUUGCGAAGCACAAAGCAUUGCAUAUUCAUUCAAUUGUACAGUUUAACAAUUCUUUUUGGAAAGCGUUUAACGUUUAAGACAAUAAUUUGUUUUGUAUAGAAAAUUAAAAAAAAAGCAAAGCAAAAUGUGUUUAUCUGAGUCGUCUAUUAUUCACAUAUCUACAUAUUUAUACAAAUACGAAAAAUUUUCUACGAAAGAUUGGUGUGCGUAUUUAAAAACACAUUUAUAGUGAAAGUCUUUAGCUAAUGUUAAAGAUGCUUUAUUGUUUUGUUUAAAAAAUCAAAGUAAAAUAACAAAUAACCAAAGUAAUUAAAGGAGAUAUGCUGGACAAUAAACAUUUAUGGAAACAUAAAAGAAAGAAGACAAUAAUAUCAACUAGCACUAAUAAGAACUACUAUUAUUGUAUAUACACUUACAUAUAUAUAAACAAAUAAAUUAAUCUAGAAUUAAGAAAAUCAAUGUACUUUAACGUUGCUACUGAGAAAAUUUUUAAAACCAGUGUUACGAAUAUUAAAAAUUUAGACACAAUUUGUUGAAUGGAUUCUUGUGUUUAACUUUGACAGGCUAACGAACUUUACUUUUCUACCUCUUUUUGCCUCUUUCCCCUCACCCGCGCUUUGGCAACCUUUUUCUAUUCUAUAAUAGAUAUUUUUCUUAAAGUUAUUUUAGAAAUAGAUUUUGCAGUCAAGAGAGAAAUAUUCUGUUAUAAGCAGGCUUGUAUGUAUGCACACACUGCAGUAAAUGCAUGGGUUUCAGCUUUAAAUAACUUUAAAUGAAAAUAAAUAUUAAAACUAAAGCUAAAACUAAAACGGCUAGAAUAUUAAACCUUUGUUCUUUUUAAUUGACUUUAAAAGAACAUCACGAAUAUAUUUUAAAAUUUAUUAGAUUUUCUGGUUUGCCGAACUUGAAAAAUUAUAUAUUAAAACAUAUAUAAAAAAAAAAACAAGAAAAAAACUAAUAAUUGCGUUUUGUACUUUUGCCAGUUGUUUCAAUUAAUUUGAUCUUCAAAUUGCAGCUUUACUAGUUCGGAUAAUAUAACUUCAACGCUUGUUUCGAGACAACGUAAUUGGAAUCGCCUUAGAAAAUUUUCUAUCUUUUCUCGAUAUACGAACCAAUCACCUUUAUCACCUUUAUCGGCAUUGAUAUCACAUACCAGCAGCUGUUCUAAAUUAAACUGAGCUUUAUUUACAAAUGGUCUGGAAAGCUCAAAGUGAAAGCGACUUCACGUUGUUUUGCUUUUUCGAAUUUAAGGAUCCAAAGUGAUAAGAUAGGUAUACAUAAACCAGCUUGAACAAACGAUAUCUCAUAAGUCACAAUGUAUUUAAUAGAUGUUUAUGAAUCGCUUGCCUACAUUUUUCUGUGAAAAUUUGAAAAAGUCGUUUAAUUUUUUCCAAUAAGCUUUAGAAAGUACAAAACAAAGUUUAUUU
Glossina fuscipes is the source of this 6318-nucleotide messenger RNA. RefSeq lists its product as uncharacterized. The transcript has 14 exons. Gene Ontology annotation, cellular component: membrane. The coding region runs from base 297 to 4751 and encodes 1484 amino acids. NCBI's taxonomy places the organism in Eukaryota, Metazoa, Arthropoda, Insecta, Diptera, Glossinidae. Gene Ontology annotation, biological process: proteolysis. The record is from RefSeq and is a predicted model, not a curated record. Gene Ontology annotation, molecular function: protein binding; serine-type endopeptidase activity.